AUGUCGAAGCGGCCUCCACAUGCGACGUACGUCGAGGUCCCGACGCCGGAAUCCUCACGUCUCCAGUCGGCCACGACGCCUUCACGUUCUGUUAGUUUUCGAAUUAUUAUAAGAGAACUUUUUUUAUUAUCGAUUUCGAAAUUUUUCUGCAGGUUGUUCUAAGCUUUUGAAGCGUUUUAGUCGACAAAUUUUUUAAUAAUCCACGAUUUUAAAGUAGAUUUUAGCCAGUUUGUAGGACCUUCUGAGACAGAAAAAAUUACGCAGGGUAACAUAAAUGAGUUUAAAGCAGGUAAGCUUACAAGCUUUGCAAGCUGGAAGUUAUAGAUAAAAAAAAAUUGAAAUUUUUCUUUUUGAAAACUCCUUUACGUCAUCGCAUUCACGCUGUGAAAGCUCUCAUAGCCUCUGAUUCUUUGACAAAACGUCUUUUUUUUAAACUUCUGCUUCACCGUCGAAUUUUGACUCUCCAAAGCUCGCAAACGGUAAAAAUCAAGUAAAAGGGCGUUUAUUGAAAAUUUCGAAUCGUUGAAACACGACCAAAAUGGCAGAUUUCGAGAACUCUCUUCUUAUUCUGUAGUUAGGAGGUUCUAAACUUCUCUCAAGUUUCAGAAAAUGUUCAACCACUCGCUAAAAAAAACAGCCCUCGUUAGUUAUUUCGAAUUUAUACGAUUAUCCACCUUUUUUGUAUAUUUGUUGCUGAUUGGAGAGAGAAAUAAAAGUACCCGCAGAUCUUCCUUAUUAUUUUUCUUAAAAGGAAAGUUUACAUGCUCUUUGUAAAAGAUAUAUUCGAUUUUUUUCUUUUUCAGAAACAUGAAGAACAAAGUUCGACGGGUCCUUCCCAUCCUCCUCUCAUCCGGGAGACCAGCCAGUUCGUUUCUUUUUUUUUCAUUCAAAAAUCAACUUUUCGAAGAGAAAAAUCAUAUUUUUUUAUUUAAAUUACUGAAAAAUCUAGAGUUAUUCUAAAUAGUGCAGAUGAUAUUUUUUUUGUUCUCAAUUUUUGAUUCGAGUUUUUGAAGCUUGGGCAGGUUUUUUAAUGCUUUCAGAAACUUGAUACCAUCCAUUUGAUGGAAUGGAAAUUUUUUUCACUGCGAAAAAUUCUUCUUAAGUGUCCUUUUUUUUAAAAAAAGCCCAUUUUUCGUUUUGUUAAGAAUACUAUUAACGUUCAAUAUUGAAUUUAUAGUUUAGUUUAAUACAUUUUUCUUUAAAAGAUCAUUAUUCUAGAAUUCGUGCACCAUUCAAUAGUUUCACGGGGUCAUAAACCUAAUUUAGCGAUAAAAAUUCGGCUUUUUUUCAGUAUUAUCUUAGUUUUCAGUAUUGGUAGUGCGAAUUGGUCUAAAAAAAUGUUAUUUAAUUUUUUUGAAAUUUGCUUUUCGAUCGAGAUUUCAUUCUGCUCUUAUUUUUUUGUUUUACUGAUUGAAUUUUUAUUUUCAAAGAGAAAAUCACUAUUAAAGGAUCCGUGCGGCGUUCAACAGCUUCACGGGCUUGGGGGACGACGAAAGUGCGUUUGAAGAACGCCAAAAAUGGAACCAAAGACGACUUCGGCGCAUUUCCAACAAGUACAACUGCAAGCUCGACGAGCUCUCCAAAGAGUGUAAGUUUUUGAAUUUUAACUGCUAUAUUUCACCAAUUUCCUACGUGGACGAUUUAGUAAUCUUUAGAAGUUUUUGAUUUUCGUAGUUUCGCCUAGAAGUUGAUUUAAUAUAUCUUUCAUCUUGGAAGGGGAAAAUUCUGUAAUUUUUUGAAAGGUAGAAAACAUGAUUUUUUUUUUGUAAAAAAAACUGAAUGAAGGGAAAAAAAGGGUGAAUCUCUCUUAAAAGAAUUCGAAAGGCAUUUGGAAUGAACUAUGAGGGCAUUUUAAAGUUACUUAAAAUCGAAGUGAAAAGCUGAGGCUUUAUAAUACUAGCCCACAAGGAAGGUCAUUUUACUUUGUGGUUGGAAAUUCCCUGAAAGUUGGCCAGAACACUUUUUAAGGUACCAGAAGAAGAUUCUCAAAGUCUCAACCUGCAUAAUUUUAUAGUUUUCAAGAAAUAAGGGCUCAAAUCCUCGAAAUGGCCCAUUUUAACGGAUUUCUUGGGGUUCUUUGACUUUGUGAUGGUCUUUCUAAAAACUAGGUAGUUUUGCAGGUUGAGACUUUUGGGUUUUCUACCUAGUACCUCAAGGAGUUUUCUGGUCAAUUUUCAAGAAAGUCCCAAUUGCAAAGUGAAAUUACCUUUCUUGUCAGUAGAGGGAGCUCUGGUUUUGAUCUAAAAAGGUAGAAGAUUCAGCAAAAAAGGAUGAAAUGUUUGAAGCAGCUUGACUUUUUCGCAUGCAGAAGUUAAAAGAGCUCCAGAAUUUCAAAAAAAUAUUAGAAAUUUUACAUAACUCACCUAAAGAAGCCUUCAACUCAAGAAAGUUGAAAAAGCUCAAUCUCUUUUCAAUCUCGAAAAUUUCGGAAGCCCUAGAGCUCGGAAAACGUUAUACUAUCCGUAUUCCUUAAAAAGAAAAACCGAUUUUUCAGAAAAAAAAACCUUUUUUCAAUGGUUUAGGCAAUAGAACAACAGAGAAUAAUUUGAAACCUUCCAGUGUGAUUUUCUGCAAAGAACUUGGUUAAAUAGGAUCUCUUUCUGUCGUUAUUAGACGAAAAAUUGUACAAGUUAUUAUUGAAACAUUUGCUAUUGAGCUCGAUAUUGCGUAAUAGUUCAGUAGAGGUGUGUUUAAACUUUUCUCAAAAAAAAGCCCUAGAAAAGGAAAAAAAAAUGGCAGAGUUUCCCAUGAACUGGAUAGAAAAUGAGAAGGAAAUUUAAAAAGAAAAAUGCUAGGAAUGCCCAAAAAAGCAGUCAAGAAUGGGAAAAACAAGAAGCUCCGCCCCUCGGAUCCGCCGGUGCCAGCCGUUGUUUCGAAAUAUUUCGCGUCGGCCUCCCGGGGCUUGACCGGUUCUUGUCCUUGACGGUUUUUUUAAACAAUCUUUUCGAAAUUUAUUCUUCCUAGGUUGCUUAUCUCCCCUGGUCAGUUGUUUUACGGGGGAAAGUUAGUGAGUGAAGCAAUUUUUUUUAUCAAGUUCCCCGUUUCGCACCUCGUUUAUCACGGUUAUCGAAAUUUAUUGUCUUCUCGAAUUUUUGAGUAAGAUCUUCCUUUAAACUUGUUCUCUGUAGAUCUCUCAAAACGAAAAUCAAUUAUAUUGACAAUGUGGGAAAGUUUCGAAGUUUUUCAGUCAUGAUAAAGAAUUUUAAAUAUAUAAAAAUAAAAAGGUAGAGGUCUCUAGUUGGUUUGAAAAAAAUAGUUUUUGGAGGUUUCUUUUUGUCGAAAAAAAAAAUCAAUUGUAAAACCUGAAAAGCUAAUUUAAAUUAUUUUUUUCAUAGUGAAUUCCGGCGAUCAGCGAGGAGGUUCUGCCACUGUCGCCGGAACGCCAAUGUCCGUUAUCGGAACGCCUGCCGUUUUCGAUCCGUUUCAUUCUGUUGAAUCGGGGGUAGGUUUUCAUAGUAGCAAAUAUGAAGGAUAUGAAAGGAACAGGAAAGAAAAUUUCAAGAAUUAAGUUUCAAUGUAAUCUGAAUUAAAAUUCUGGUGGCUCAAUCAGCACGACCUCUAAUUUUUUGCACAAUGAGCAGCUUCAACGUCAAAUUUGACUUCAAAUGAUGCUUUGGGCUUAAGUUUAGAGAAAUUUUCGAACUUAAAAAAAUGGCCAUGAAAAAAGUGCACAUUUUCAAGGUGACUCCAACCAUCCGAGGUUUUUUCAAUGCGCGGAGCACGCGAGGCAGCUUCGCAGUCCCUCAAACUCCCUUGCAACGAUCCAUGGCCUCCGCCGGCAACGUUCAUCGGUUUCCGGCCACUCCAGGCGUAGCUCCGGAGUCAUCCACGACUUUUGGCUCUUUUCAACAGGUAAUUGAGAAUAAAAUGAAUAAAAAAAGUUUUGGUAAAGCGAAAAAGCAGUAGCCGACAUGAAGGAAAUAAUUUUGGUAGUGGUAAUUAGACGCAAAACAGCAAGAAACAUGAGCGCUUUUAGGUCAAAAGUUUUGAAGAUUCUCAAAUUUUUCGAAACUGAUCUUUUCCUAUCAAAUCGGGCACCAUUAGAAAAAAAAUUUCCUCUCUCGAUCGAUACCUUUUUGGUUUUUGUAGGAGCAAUAGGAACUGAGAAAUAUAAUUUAAUUGUGUAGACCAUUUUUGUCAAGAUUUUAAACAGUCUGACGUGUCUGCGCUCUCUCUUUGAUUGGCUAGGUAACAAUAGGAGCGUAAAAAGAGAAUGUUAACAAGAGAGAGAGCAGAGAAGCUAGACUUUUAACUCGUAACGAAUGAAAGAUGACUUUUCAGGAGCCCAGGAUGUCUGGAAGAACGCCGAAGCGGCAAGAUUCCGUUCCAAAGAUCUUCUUCGAAUCAUUCUCCGCGUUUUUGAAAACGUAGUUUUCCUAUCUAUUUUUUCGAAUCUUCGAUUUCGAACUUUGAAGAGGGAGUGUGACGCCGCAACGGAGACGCCCGCCGCCCCUGACUUCUCGGAGUUCUUUCGACAUCGAGCAGAUCAACGAACGGGAGUUCAUGCAAGAAGACGUCCUGGAUCGGCUCGCCGAAGAGAAUUCGCCGUCUGGAAUCGUCUUCCGCAUGUCCGAGACACAGCCGAGGACCGCUGGCGAGCAGAUUGCCUUGGUUCAGUUGGGACAGAGGGACCCGAGCUCUUCUGGAAGUCUGGGUCCGUUUUUGGCUACUAGCUAGAAUUGUAGAAAAACUGUUACGAGUCCCGAAGCACGACUUGUUUUUCCACUGUAUUGAUUUAUAUAUUAUUAAUUUGGUCGUACAGAACUACUAGAAAAAUAUAUGGCGGUCAAAAUUCGUCAACUUUUUCGUUCUUUGAUAUUUUUUUCCUCAAAAUUCUUUUUUUUUUUUGACCAUCUUUUUUAACACAACAUAGCCAAAUUCUAGCUUUUUUCAGGCCUUUUUAAAAAUUAGGUAACUUUGAACCAAAAUUUCGGCCGCCACUGUGAAUUAUAGUGGCUUUUUCAUAGCGAAAUUUGGCUUUUUGAUGAAUUUUUGACGUUUUCGUUUUUGAUCCCCUGCAGAAUCGAUCGCGAAAGUUCUCCUGUUCCCAUAUAUUUUUGGUGCUCAGAGGAAUCACUUCGAAAUUCUUAAAAAGAGGAGAUCAAUCUGAAACAAAUGAAUCUAAGUCUUAUUGAUUAUUUCUUUCCUCUUUUUUCGAAAAAAAUUUAUCGAAUCGUUCCAGACCAGACUGGCAAAUCAUCAAUGGCGGCUUCUUCGCGAUUCAGAACGACAAUUGAAGGCGUUCCUACGGAAAGUGUCAUUACGGAGGAGACUUCUUUCGAACUCGACGAGGAUGAGAGAGAUGGUGCCUUUUCCAUUUCCAUUGCAAAAAAAAUAAAAAGAAAGAAAAACUGAUUUGCACGAUAUCACUUUUGAUAUGAUUGUCGUUGGUAGAAGUCCAUCAAGUGAGGGGUUAUUUAAUCAAGCUUCGACUUUUUGCGAUUAAUUAUCACGCUUUUUCUGGGUUUCUCUAGGGCUUUUCAAAAGAAGUGGAAUAAAGGAUAUUUUUCCGGAUUUUUAUCACUAUGUGAUCCCGGCUGAAGUUCGGCAGGAGCUCUUUUUUUGAUUUUUUCAAAAUCGAAAUAUCUUCAAAAGUCUCCAUGAAAGCCGUACAAUUCACAAAGACGAAACGGCGCUUUAGAUUUUUAAUUACGUCCUUUCUUUAAUUUCUUCCUUAAUUCGUAUAUCCUGCGUUCCUCUUACUGUUGUUCUUUAAGAUUUAUUCAAAUGACAAUUUUUUUUUUCUUCCAAUAAAAUUCCGUUAUGAAGAUAGACACUGACGAAACCCAUAAAAAAUUGAGAGAUUUGACCCGAUAACCUCCCAAAAUUCGAUCACUGAUUUAUUCGUUGUAUCAAGAAUGAUUUUCAAGCGCCCGGCCCUUCCUCGUCUUCCUGGUCGUCGAGGUCGGGCGGCCGGCGUGGCCGUCGCCCUCACCGAUUUCCCGUGAGUCAGCCGAUUUUCGACGAUUCCUCCAUGUCCGCCACCGCCGCACUCGAGCCCCUGAUUGAGGAGGUUUACCUCGUUUUCGAAUCAAUUCGGGACUCGGUUCUAAUGCUUGCGGGCUUUAUACACUAACAAGAAAGAGAGAAAAAGAGGCCUGAAGAGGUGUCAGAGAAAGAGAAACUACUAGCUUCUUUGCCGCCUCUUCAGGCUUUGAAGCUUUUCAGUUCAAUUUAUGAAAGCUCAAAAUAAGUGAGAACGAGAGAACAGAAGCGGCCUGAAGAGAAGACAGAGAAGCAGAGAAUUCGAAGAACUAUCUCGUCUUUCCAACCGCCCUCGAUCUCUCGUUUUCACUUUGAAUUUUUUUCAGCUUCGUCAUCUACUAACUUUUUUCUCUCUGUCGGCUAACUUUUGUCUAUUUUUGAUUGAAAAGCUAAUUUUUUCGUCCUCAAUAGAAUAUUGGCAUUUUGCACAAAAUUUGAAUAGCUUGAGCGAUUGACUCGUUUAUAAUGUAAGUGGGAAGGUUCUAAAAAUUGCGAUCUUUCAUCAUCAAACAUAUCUUUUCUUUUUGCAUCAUAGGAUCAAUUUUUUUAGAAAGUUGCAAAUAUGACUUGAAAGACGAGAUAUAUUCAAACGUGAGUUUUUGUUUUGUAUUAGGAAAGAGCACGAUCCUCGAAAUCACGCCGGUUUUGCCACUUUGUUAUUAUUUUUCUGUUUCUUUGGUUCUUGUUUGGAUUGAUUCUUAUUUUUUACUCGGAAUAUCCUACCUGUCUUCAAAACAAGGCUUUCAGAAAGAAAGGCCCAGCGAAGAAGAUGAAGGGAAAUCUUCGAGGAUACCCCAUUCCAAGUCCCAACCGGCCUCCAUUCAACGUUACAAAACCUUUGACGAAGACAUCAGGAGGCCGAGCGAUUUGAUGCAGGGAUCCACUCUUCUGGUUCAUUUUUUAAGCGUUUUUGAGCGGAAGUUGUUUUUAAUCUUAUUCAAACGCAAAAUUAUACUUCUAGUUGAGUUUUUUUUUUUUGAGUUCAAUAGGCUAUUCAGGACGUUGCGCUUACCUUAAACCAAUGCUAUUUGCCAGAAAACUCACUUCAGCGCGUCCGACUUGAAGCUACUUUCGCUUUAUUAAGGAGUAGAGUAGCCAUAAGUUGAGCACAAUGCGACCGCAUCGCUUUGAGUCAUUCCAAAGAAAUAACACAGAAAAGACCUUUUUGAAGUAGGGUUUUAUGAAGAAUCCUUCCCUUUUUCAGUACUUCUCGAUAUUUCCAAUUCUUCCAGGAACAUUCCAAGUCCCUGCCGCAAGGUUUUCCCGGCCGUGAGAUCCCCGAAACUCGAGCUCCGGCCAGUGCUGUCGAAGCUAUGGAAGCUCAGUCGGCGGAGCAGGACUUCAAGACCAAGAUCCUCCGGCCCUUCAAGUCGUUCAAGAGAACCUUGAGCCGGAAGAAGACGUCUGCCGAUGGUGGAAAGGGAGUUCAUGAGAAUCCCGGUGUGCCUCCAACGCCCCAGCCGACGUCGAAGCAUCACAAGGUAUUCAAGAAGGGCUCUUACCUAUAUGUCGCUUCAUUUUGAUUGAGAGUGUCUCAUGAUCAGUGUCUGAUAACCUCUGUGAAAAAAACUUAAUUUUUUCAAUUUUAUAGUACACUCUCAACCUUAUAUGACAGUACAGUAAUACUCAAAAUUAGUGGAAAACGGUGGUUUUUAGCAUUUUUAACGGAAAUAGGUACCCAUAAAAGCAAGAAUAAUUUCAUAUUUGGUUGAAAGAAUGGUGAUUUGAGUUCUAUCCUCCUCAUUCUUGAAACUUCGGGAAUCAAAAUAAAAAUAAUGAACUAAAGAGAUGAGAAUCGUUUUCGCAGGUGAUGUCGUCGAAAACAGUCUCGGUGAACGAAGAAAUGUUCUUCGACAAAGUUCCGCCGACGCCGGCGAAACCAAUGCGGAUCAGCCUGAUGCCGCAGGAAGUCGACGCCUACCAUCCGGACGCGGCAUCGCCUCCAAGGACGCCCUUCGUCUUCGACGUCGUCCCAGAUGACGUCCCGUCCAUCGAUGGGGCUCCCCUCGCCGCGCAGCCUUUUGCGAUGAGCGAUGUCGCAGGAAUUUCGAGAAUCGGUAACGAUAAAGCUCUGUUUGAAAGAAAAUAAGAGAAAAAUGACUAGUUUUUCGAUCGACGUUUCCGUCUUUGAUGACCUCAGAAAGAAAUUUGCUAAGAUGGAUAUUAAACUGCGAAUAUACAGGUGAAGAAAUGAUGAAUUAGACAUUUCCCAGUCACACUCGUUUUUUUCUCAAUUGAAGUAACCUCACGUCUUGCUGUUUAUCCAGUCGUUUUAUUUUCAAUUAGUCCCGAUUUUUAACGAAGAAUAGAACUUACCAAUCGAAAACCUGUAAAAUACAGAAGAAUGAAAAAUUUGUUUGAACUGCACCAGAAGGCCUCACAGGGAAUUUCGAUUUUAGCUUUUGAAUUUUGUUUUCCUUUUUUCCAGCCCUCGGAGAUGCUCACAUCGUCAGAGCUCAGCGAGCAAGACUUGGUCCUCAUCCGAUUGCGCCUUCAGUUGGAGAACCCGACCGGCCAACUUCUCAGACUGUACGUGGUUUUCUUAAGAAUUGGAAACUAAGAAUAAUUCGAAAUAUUCCUAAAUAAUGAACAAAAAAACAACUUUUUAUUCCGUUAUUUUGAAUGUAACCUCUAUAGAAAAAAUUUCUUCAUGUUUUGGCUUUAGUCGAGUUUUGUGACUUUGGGACCGAAAAGUUGUAUUUGCCGCCGUUGAGGCAUUGUAAAUCGACUAAAAACCAGAAGCAAUGGGAUUUCUUAGGAUGGAGAUUGAAUGCUUCACAGUAUAUCUCAGCUCAGAAAAUCUGAUCCUCAUGCUCUUUUUUCAAGAUUGAUUCAACCGCGACCCGAAAAAUGCUCCAGCGACAAAAAUCAAUCGACCGAUCGGCUUUUUUGGAAGCUCACAUGGAUCGUUUUGCCAUGGUUUUCCUGAAUUCUGAGGUCAUAGGUCAAUUUUUUUGAUGAUAUAGGCUGUCCAAAAGCAUAACCCCGAGCAAAGGCAACAUCGAAAAAAAGCCAGGAUCCGAGGGAUCGGAAGACUUGGCCGAUGUAUCGGCCGAAACCUCCAAAAGUCCAAAGUGUCCAGACUGCCCGAAAAUCUCCGAAAUCGUAUCGAGGAGGGCGAGGACGAAAGGUUCGAAGUUUGGCGGAAAAUCGAGAAUUUUAGAGCAGAAAGAAAGAUAUGAAAAGUCGAAUAGAUGGGAAUUUAGUUUCUAAAAGAGCGAUUUCAAGCAGAUGUUCAGAGUCGUCUGAAAAUUGUCUUACCUGAAAUAAACCUUCAAGAUUUUUACCGUUUGAAUGCUUUUGACUUCAUAAUCUAUAGUGUAAUCUGCGCACAAGGUCACGUUUCGGAAAUAUGGACUACCGUAAUCAAAGCUAUUUUUACGCUCUCGCGACGAGACCCUUAAAGAACUGCAAAAAUGGUCUCGAAACGAAGUUUAUACGGUUUUCUUGACAGAAAAAGCUGGCGAGAAAUGUACAGCAUAGUAAAAUCAUGUGUUUAAAAAUAAAAAGCUCCAAAAAAUUUCGAAUCCAACUGUUAAAUAAAUACUCCAGAAUGGCCAGUAGAAAAUUGAUUUUGAAAUACUUAUACCAUCUUGUUGAGUUUCUAUUUUUAAGUCAUCAGAUAUAUUUCCAAAUAACCCAGCAUGGAAUUUUUCUAGAAUGGUCUUUAGGCUAGAAAAAGUCCUUUCGGGAAAUUAUUUUCAACACGAGGUUUUUUUUUCCAGAGUGUUUUUCACGUAUUGGGUAACGACGAUCCAGAUCUUGGUGUGUCUAAUGUCCAUUCUGUUCUACGGACUCGGACCUUUCGGCCUGGAUCGGGUCGAAAAACACGGAGAAGUGAUGGACACGACGUUGACCUACCGGCGCGUCAGCUUCCAUGAACCUGUCCAUUUUUGGAUGGGCCCCAAUUUUGUAUGUUUUCCCUUCGAAAAAGUCUUCAUUUUUGCCCUCCUAGGCUGAUCUAAUCCGUCUUGGCGCCAAAUACUCGCCUUGUAUGCGCCGGGAAAGAAAUCUCUGGAAAGUCAUUGAGGAGGUUCGAGAUAUUCAAACAACAAAAGCAAUGAGAUACGUUUUCAUAGGAAAGACAACAGGAGAACAAGACCGGAUGUUGUAUUUAUAACGACAAUUCGGGGUGCUAUCAAACUGGAAAAAAUGCGUGUCCGGUUGGUUUUUUUGUUGUCGGUAAAAAAUAGAAAAGUGGAUCAAAAAAUCGUCAUUUCUAUGUGUUACAUUUAUCAUGUGUCUCUCAGUUUUUUUUUGAAAAUAAAUCUGAAAUUUUAGAUUUGAAUCGUGUUUUCCUUUUUAAGUAAGCUUCAAGAGAAAUGCUCUGAUACACAUUUUUAUUUUUCAAUAUUUUACGACUGAUUUUUUUUGUCUUUUGUAAAGUUAAAAUUCUAAAUUCAAGAUUUUAAACGAGAAAUUAUUCUUUAUUGAAAUAAUGGGUCCUUUAAAAAAAUGGUAGCCAUUUAUUUAAAAAGCCAAUCAUAGCGAGAAAAAAAUAAAUAAUAUUGAAUUAAUUGGUGUAUUCAAAAUGCAUUUCCAUGAAAACAAGCUUUUUCCAGAGAAGUCUGGCGACUUGGAAUCGUUGGGACCAGAAAGGCGGUCCCCUGGUUCGACGGACCUCUGGCCCCGUUUGUGGACAGGAUCCUGAGUCGGUUUUUUUGUAGCUCAACUUAUUUUUAAAAGUUCCAUCGGAACCAUCAGGCUCCCCCUUAAAGAGAGGAACUUUAUGGUUGGCCCUUUGUUAGGCUCCAAAAAGAAACUAGUCAAAUUUUUUUUUUGUUUUUUCUCACAAAGUGUACAUACUGGUUUGACAAAACUGUAGGCAAAAAAUUCAGAAUUUCCGCGCACAGAUUUUUUGAUAAAUCAGAAAUGUUCAUAAUUUGUUCAGGUACUGUGAUGAGCCUCAAUCUCACGCGCUAUCAGAGUGGCCUGAUGAUUUGACUCAGUGGCCGGUGCGGUUUCAUUCAAGUCGUGUUUCGAAUCGUUAAAAACUUACAGAUUUGCACAAAAACGCGCUCCGGUGGCUUUCUUCCACGUCAUAUGACGUGUCCGGUCGGUUUUUCAUAAUGCUCCCUAUCUCGAAAUUUUUUGGAAGCUUUAUAAAGCAAAAAAUUUUCGGCGUUUUGGUCAGAGAAUUUUGACUUCAUCUUUUUUUUAUGCUGACUCUGAAACUGUGCUUGGAAAGUUGUAGUUCGUGAAGUCUGUUCAAUUUUAUAGUUUCAAGUGAAAUGACGUCAUACAAAAACAUUAUUUCUGAUUGAAUGAUCCGGUAUUCUUGGGCGAAGCUUUAUUUAUGGCUUCAAAUCCAAACUUUGAACAGAAUUUAUGCGAAAUUGUUGAUUUACUCUCUGAAUUCGAACUGCUCCCAUUUUUCUUUGACAGCUCCAAAUGCAACUGUGCAAAAAUGGCAGACCCAAUUCGAAUAGUUUGAAAGUGACAGUCCCAAAUUUAGCUGCGCAAAAAUAGCGAAUCCUUUUUGGGAACGUUGACAGCUACUAUUGAGAAAAGAAACAUUCUGAUCAAUAAUAAUUUAUUUGAAUAAGUUGAAGUUUUCAAAAGCAAAAAUUUCAUCAUCGCCCUUCCAUGUGAAAGUUGAGAACUUUGAUUUUAGGUGACCGGCCGACCGUGUUGCAUCCAAGUUCAAGGUCUUUGUCGAAUCACUACCAAAGAAUACUGUACCUUUGUCCGAGGACAUUACCACGAAAAUGCGACUCUCUGUAGUCAGGUUUCCGCUUUUUUCUUCAUCAAGAGCUACGAAAUCAUAACUAAAAUUGUUUCCAGGUCGACUGUUUGUCGGACGUUUGUGGAAUGCUGCCGUUCUUCAACAAGGAUCAUCCCAAUCAGCUCUAUCGACUUUUCGUUUCUCUCUUCCUUCAUGCGGGGUACAUAUUGACAAAAAAAGUGUAG
Molecule: messenger RNA, 11895 nt
Organism: Caenorhabditis auriculariae
Lineage: Eukaryota; Metazoa; Nematoda; Chromadorea; Rhabditida; Rhabditidae
Source: the annotation of a GenBank genome assembly